AUGGCGCUAAAAGACAAAGUUGUGUUGAAGAUGGGCGACACGAUCGUCGACGUGCUGAUGGGCCCCGUCUACGUCGAGAGCCUCGUGCGCCAUUACCCGAACCACGCGGUCUUUUCGCCCGCCGACGCCAGCAGCGCCUCGCUUUUCGCCAAGCGCGAGGGGCCGCUGCCGCCGGGGCGGGUUCUUAAGCCGGGGCGCUGUUACCACCUCGUGCGGAAAGCGCAAGGGAAGGGCGGGGUUACGGGCGGAGCGGAGUGCGCGCACGCGGAUGAAGGCGGGACGGCGGGGCGGAAGCCUCCGCGGGAUUUGCGCAAGACGCCUUCCGCCAACGGCAGGAAUGAGCGCAAUUUAUCUCCGCCCUCCGCGCAUCCGCAGUCCGCCGUUCCGCCACUGGUGCACGUGCCCGCGCGGUCCCCGCCCCGCGUCACUAUUUUCGUGAAGCCCCGCCAUCGCGUCAAUCACAGCACCAGCGCCCUCCCCGACGUUUCCCCCGACGCCUCUCCGCCACACGCCCGCACCUCCGCCGCCGCCGCUCCAGCGCCGUUUGCCACAGGUGUGCACUCCCCUGCUCACGCAGAUGGCGGAGCGAGCAGGCGACGCGCGGGAGAGACAGGCGGGAUGGCGCUGAACGGGAAGACGGGGGAGAGCCACGCGGCCCAGGGCGCGGGGCUGGCGGUUUCCCCUGGGCGGCUGAUGGUGCCCGCGCUGCGGCGGUCCAGGCGCGGCAUGCACCGCCCGUGCAAAUCGUUGAGCGGAAGUCCGGAGGAGAUACGGGGACUCGCGGAAGAGGCGUGGGGGGGUGACGACGACGGGGGAAAGGCGGGGGACGGGCGAUGGCGCAGCGCGCAUGUGACUCCGCUGGGGAGCGCGCACGCGACGCCGCAUGGCAGCCCGUAUGGCAGCGCGCACGCGAGUCCCUUGCGCGGGUCGCUCCCCGCGUCAUGCAGCAAGGCGGCCGCGCCGCCCUGCGCCAGCGCGCUGAGGCCCAGGACCGCGGGCGGGGAGCGGGGGCAGGGGGAGGAGGGGGGGGGGGAGGAGGAGGAAGGGGGAGAGAUGCGGGGCGAUGGGAAGGCGGGGGAUAAGGGCGAGCAGGGGUGGGCGGAAGCACUGGUGGAGAGGAUGAGGCAGCUGAGUCCGCUGAGGGGGAGGAGCUCCUUGAGGGGGAGGAGUCUGCAGAGAGGGUGCAGCCCUGUGGGGGGGAGGGCGGAGGGGCAGCGCAGCCCUGACCUGGCACGACCGCCCUGUGCUGUGCCCAGGGGGAGCAGUUUCAGCCCGCCCCGCAUGGCGUUUGACAACGGAGAGCAUGCCUCGCAGUACCCUGAACCCCGCCCCCCCAUGCUGCAUCCCCCCACGCCCGUGCUGUUUCUCACCAGGCCCGCCCACUCGUCCCCUCCGCCUUCCCAGCGCUGCGCCGCCUCCGCCACCCCCUCGCAGCACUCUCCCCUCUACGUUGCCGCCCCCUCACACCGCUCUCCUCCUCACGAUGACACACACGGGCGUUACCAGGGGGCCUCCAUGAGCCCUCGCCCUGCGAGCCCUUGCCCUGUGAGCGAUGGGGAAGGAAGGGGAGAGAUAAUCACAGAGAUGGACACAGAGAUGGACACAGAGAUGUGGCAUGAUGGCGCUGGGAAUGAGUGGACGAGGCAGGGGCAGCAGGGGCAGCAGGGGCCACAGGGGCAGCAGGGGCAGCAGCAGGGGGGGCGCAGGGAGGAGGCACGCAGUGAAUUGAAGCGCAAGGCACGCGAUAAGCGAAGUGAGGGUGACAGGGCCAAGCAGGGGAGCAGGGGCCGUGAAGACAGUGGCAGUGAGGGCAGAGGGCGAGAGCGCAGCCCGCUGAGGCGCUUGCUGCACGCUUUAUCUCUCGACGCCACGGGCAGUGAGGGCGACAAUCCCAAGCACGGCAGUGACAGUGAGGGCAGAGGCCAGGAGGGUAGAGGCCAGGACCGCAGCCCACUGAGGCGCCUGCUGCACGCCAUUUCCCUGGACGCCCCCUCCCGCCCUGCCAGAGCCAGGCGCGCUGUGGAUGACAGCCUGGUGGGCCGCAGCAGCAAGGGCAAGUCAGCACAUGGGACACAGGGUGUAGCAGCUGCAACAACGGCAGGGGCAGCGGGCACAGCAGCAGCAGCAGAGGAGGACAUAGAGUGGCAGGCGGCGGUGCAGGCGUUCAGGCGGAGGGUGGAGGUGCUGAACGGGGAGUGCCUGUUCAACUGGUCCACGGUGACAGCGGGCAAGGAGGAGAGGCGCGCCGUGAUGUGGAAACCCGACCUGCCCGACGUGCAGGAGGCGAGUGACGCCGGGUCGUUUGCGGCGCCCAUCACACGGCACAAGCGGACACUGUCCGCUCAGAUCACCAGCUGGCUGAGCUAG
This is a messenger RNA of Closterium sp. NIES-65, 2367 nucleotides long. NCBI's taxonomy places the organism in Eukaryota, Viridiplantae, Streptophyta, Zygnematophyceae, Desmidiales, Closteriaceae. The record is from the annotation of a GenBank genome assembly.